Arachis stenosperma is the source of this 955-nucleotide messenger RNA. RefSeq lists its product as uncharacterized. The transcript is spliced from 2 exons. The record is from RefSeq and is a predicted model, not a curated record. Lineage: Eukaryota; Viridiplantae; Streptophyta; Magnoliopsida; Fabales; Fabaceae. Bases 338 to 892 code for a protein of 184 amino acids.
CCAAACCCUAACCCUCUUCUAAGUUCUAACACACUCACUCACCUCUCACUAUCGCACGCACUCUCACUCUCCUCACACCCUCUUCCUCACAGCACACACACCCAGACUCUGACGGAAAAAAAAGAAAGAAAAAGGAAAGAGAGAAAAGAGGAGACCGCGAGAAGAGAAGGGAGGAGGAAGGCGGGAGCUGUCCACCCCGAGCCACCAUGCGAGGAGAGAGAGAGUCGCACCUCAUCACCGCCUGCCUGGAGCACGCCGUUCGUGUCCCGUCGCGUCACCACCAGCCGUGUCCAGCUCGCUGCAGUUGCGUCGCCAUCAGAGGCCAGAACCGAGAGAAAUGCGUCCGAGAGGGGGGAGAAGUGCGAGAGAGGAGACGCGGAAGACGGACUGCCGCCGUUCUGCCUCGCCGCCGUCGAACUGCUACAGCCGCCGCGCCUUGUCUGUAUCGCCGCUAAGCUUCAGCCGCCGCCAUCUCUGUUUGGGGUCAUGGUCAUUGCUGAAUGAAGAGGGAGAGUUUAAGUCGGCCAGUGAAGGGAGGAAGAAAGAGUCGCUAUGGAGGAGCCGUUCACCAUCGUCGCGUCUGCUGUUGCCAUCAACGAAACUCGUCGUCAGGGGAGCAUCACCGACGUCACUGCUAAUGAACCGUCUCCGUCUCUGUUGUGAUCUUGCUCGGCCCCACACCCCCUUCAUUCUUGUCUCUAAGUCAGCACAAUUUUUCCCCUGUUCUGACUCCAUUUAUGAAACUACUUCAACUAGCAGGGGCGUUGCUAGCCUAACGUGUAAGCCACACGUUGGAUCUGUUAUUCUGUACGGACACACUAGCCUAACGUGUAAGCCACACGUUGGAUCUGUUAUUCUGUACGGACACACUAGAGGAAAGGGCUAUCCUUAGAGGUGGAGCUGCCCAAGUGUAGACUAUUUGAUUUGAUUUCUGUAUGAGAACUCCCUUAUUGAU